Molecule: messenger RNA, 1259 nt
Organism: Lingula anatina
Lineage: Eukaryota; Metazoa; Brachiopoda; Lingulata; Lingulida; Lingulidae
Product: meiosis expressed gene 1 protein homolog
Cellular component (GO): nucleus
Source: RefSeq, a predicted model, not a curated record
AGGCUGCAAAGCAACAACAAUAAAAAGGAACAUUUUUAAAACUCCCGUCAAAUAUCAUUGAUUUUGAGAAUCACACAGACGUGCUUCAUUUACCAAAGGAAAAGCAGCUGAAAGAUCAACAUGAGUUCUGCAGAGAUUCUGAAGCCCAAAUCCAUGGUCCGCCCCAAACAUUGGUCUGAGGAGGUGGAGAAUGCCUACAGAUUCCAGCUGGCUGGAUACAGAGAUGUAACAGAAUAUAAGGCGAUACACAAUGUAGAAGAUUGUGAAAGGUGGCCAGACAGUGGUUUUGUGAAGAAGCUAAAAAGGAAAGAGGAUGGCUACUUUUACUAUUAUAACAGAACCAGAGAAUGCCAAGACAAAGACAUUAACAAGACUAAGAUGUACUCUUAUUGAACGCAGCAUCUUUCAUGCCAUAAACCAGGAAGACAUUUUUUGAAAAGUCCAGGAUGCAAAUUUAUUCAAAUUAAAGACUAAAUGAUUUUCUAAAAGGAAAAAAAAUCUCAUCAUUGGAUGUUACAUAGUUGUCCUUCUCAUAGCUAUUUUUGAAGCAGGACUGAAGGCAUCACCUCCAAGAUGAAUAUUGAGAGAUUAUAACAGCACAAACAAAUUGAGUUGUCCAAAACAAAACAAAACAUGAUAUUUCUGGAUUAAUUUAUUUCACUGUUAAUGUGUCAUUGAUUGUGUAAGCGUGGAGUGGUUAAAGCAUGCGAGUGGGUGUCUGAGCGUAGUAUGGCUUGGUCAUGUGGUACAGAAAAACAUUUAGUACAUGACUCACAAACUGGAAGUGUGAGUUAUCCUACUGGGAAGGGUGGUGGGGGUAGGCAAUUAGUUUUUCAAUUAAAGGAGUUUGGACAACAUGUUGUCCUUGCCUAUUUUGCAGAAAAAAAUUUCAUGGUUCACUUGUGGGUGCUGACAUCUUUUAUCAUUAACAUAAACUAUUUUCAUUUCAUCACAUUUAUGCUCAAGUUUUUAUUGUGUGAGACUGAACAUAAGUGUAAUUUCAUCAUUAUUUCCAAACUCAUUGUAAGUCACAAUCAGUUCCUACACUUUUUGAAAGUAAAAUUUUAAAAGUGUUUUAUUUGUAUACAUGCAGAAUAGAAUACUUCAAGGUCUUCAGCAAUGUUUAUUGAAGAGAAGUUUCUAUACUGUAAUGUGCAAUCACACAUAUUGGGAAUGUACAUCCCAAAUUAUUUCAUAAUAUACUUGUAGAUUAUAUUUCCCCCCUUUUUUUUGUUCUGAUUUUACUCACAGAAAUAAUA